AUGGGGUUCAACGUAGUUCCUGUCUCAAUCGCGAGCAUCGCCGUCUGGCUGCUCUACCAGUUCAUCCUCUAUCCUCUCUUCCUUUCCCCGUUGUCCAAGCUCGCCGCUCCGCAUUGGUCGUGUCACAUCUCACCUCUAUGGAUCCUCUACACUAGGAAGACGAACUGCCAGAAUGGGACCCUUCAUCAAGCACACCUCCGACUGGGCCCGGUCGUGAGAAUCGCCCCCAACGAGCUAAGCGUUGACGGCUACGAUGCCCUCAAGACGGUGUAUCAAGGCGGGUUCGAAAAGGAUGAGUGGUACUCCAUCUUUGACAACUAUGGGUGA
Messenger RNA from Colletotrichum higginsianum IMI 349063, 327 nucleotides. Its product is annotated as Cytochrome P450. The transcript has a single exon. Lineage: Eukaryota; Fungi; Ascomycota; Sordariomycetes; Glomerellales; Glomerellaceae. The record is from RefSeq and is a predicted model, not a curated record. The coding region runs from base 1 to 327 and encodes 108 amino acids.